Messenger RNA from Cinara cedri, 651 nucleotides. NCBI's taxonomy places the organism in Eukaryota, Metazoa, Arthropoda, Insecta, Hemiptera, Aphididae. The record is from the annotation of a GenBank genome assembly.
AUGAUACCUUUGGUUAUGAAAAGAAAUCGUUACAAUUGUCAACGCAUUUACGACGACAGCCGAAUGAAGAACAUUUUGUACGGCAAUAACAAUAGGUCCGACUACGAUAUCGUUAUCGGGGAAAUUUCGGUGUCGGAAUGUUUGACGUACGUGGCGGCCAGAUUGAAAUUUCCGAUGAUAUACAGUAUACCCUCGCCGAUGAUUACGCACAUUGAAUACAAUCUGUUCGGCCAUGUCCCCAACCCAGCGACGGAGCCGAAUCUAGUGUCCGAUCACGCGGUGCUCAAAACAUUUUUCCAACGGCUCGAGAACUCGGUAUUUAUGGCGUACUACAUGCUUUCAUUGCGGUACGUGGAAUGGACGUUGAAGAGAAAUGAUCCGCAGUCGUUCAACACGGUUGGUCCCGUGAAACCUUCGCUCGUGUUUACUAACACGCAUCACCUAACCGAAAAGGCCCGGCCGUUACCGCCGAAUCUCGUGCCAAUCGGCGGCAUACAUUUAAAAUUAAAACCGCCAACGGGUAUACCUGAAGCCAGUGGCGUGUUGGCCGUGAUUUUGAGGGGCAAUUGCCCGAUAAUUUUAAGUGGUGGGUGGGUGGGUGCCUGGUGGUUAAGUACUGGAGUCUGUGGAGAAAUUGUAGUACAAGAUUAA